AUGAAGUUCGCCAAAGAGCUGGAGCAGGACUUGGUCCCUGAAUGGAGGAUAAAGUACCUCAACUACAAGGCUGGCAAGAAGUAUGUCAAGGCCGUCUCCCGCGCCAUCAGCAGGGCCACUGGCAACACUCCCCGACUUGGACGUCGAGGAGAGAUCCCACCACACAGGACGCCUUCCUUCUUUGAUAGUCCCGAGGAGUCUCGCCAGAAUGGCCGCCAGCGAGCUCAUGGAGCCGCGACCACCCGGACUGGUCUAGCUGCAGGUCAGCCCGCGUCCUUGCUUGAUGAGCAAUUUGCUCCAGAACAACUGUCGCUCAGACGGUCAUCCGCCACAGGUCCAAACUAUGGGAGCAUCGGCCCAUCUCCUCAAACAGUGAACUCGAACCUCACGCGUGAACGCACGAGAUUCGAGCUGCCAGGGCCCGCUAUGAAUGAUGCGCCCUCUUUGGACGAUCUGACCUCGGCAGAUGUAGCAGCAGGCCCGCCGGGUCUCCGCCGAAGCAGCUCGACAGGACGAGCCAGCAAUGAAAACUCGCAUUUUCACAGUCUGCCACGGCCUGCAACAAUCAAUGCCAGACCAGUCCCGCCCGGAAGGGUCCGGCGACUGUUCUCCACCAACGGACCCUUGAGCAAGGUCGAGAGCAACAAGCUCGAGUACGGCAUGGAAGCUUUGGACCAGGUGCGCCAGCGUGAGCGCGAAUUCUUUGAUUUCAUGGAAAGCGAACUCGAUAAGGUCGAAUCCUUCUAUAAGCUCAAAGAAGACCAGGCCGGCGAUCGGCUUGCUGCUCUGCGGCAACAGCUGCACGAAAUGCGGAAUCGGCGCACUGCAGAGCUAGCGGCUGCUCGCGAGCAAAAAGAGCGUCAUGGCCAGUCGAACCACAACCUUAACGGGAGUGACCAGGACUUGGCGCGCCGGCUUGUGAUCGAGCCGAUCAAAUCCAAAAUGUUCAAGCCUGGGCCAAACUCCAAGGCUCUAUCCAAGAUGCCACAAACUCCCGUGCUUGCUUCUGACGGCCGCGACGGAGCGAGGGACUAUAUCCGUCGUCCCGAAGCUCAGGACGUCCCGUACAGAACAGCAAAGAGGAAGCUCAAGCUCGCGCUGCAAGAAUUCUACCGUGGCCUCGAACUUCUCAAGUCGUAUGCGAUCCUGAACAGGACAGCAUUCCGCAAGCUCAACAAGAAGUACGACAAGGCCGUCAACGCGAGGCCGCCUUAUCGUUUCAUGAACGAAAAGGUCAACAAAGCCUGGUUCGUCAACAGUGAUAUCAUUGACGGCCAUAUUCGAACAGUCGAGGAUCUCUAUGCUCGCUACUUCGAAAAGGGCAACAAGAAGAUUGCGGCUGGCAAACUACGUCGACUGCACAAGCGAGCCGGCGACGAGUCUGACACGACAUUCCGCAAUGGACUGUGCAUCGGCAUCGGUCUCGUUUUCGCUGUGCAGGGACUUGUGUAUAGCGUGCAGCAACUAUUUGAUGCGGACCCCAUCGUCCGACAACAGACUGGCUACCUGUUGCAGAUCUACGGCGGCUAUUUCUUGAUUCUCUGUUUGUUCUUCUUGUUCUGUCUCGACGCUUACAUGUGGACGGCCAACAAGGUGAACUAUCAGUUCAUCUUCGAAUUUGAUGCUCGUAAUCAGCUGGACUGGAGACAGUUGGCGUCCUUCCCGAGCUUCUUCCUGAUGUUGUUCGGAGUGGUUUACUGGCUCAACUUUGCCAUCCAUAUACCUCAGAUGCAUCUUUACUACCCUGUAGUCCUUGCGGGUCUCUCUGUCCUAAUCAUCCUACUACCUCUGCCGGUUUUCUGGUACAAGAGCCGAAGAUGGCUCGCUUAUGCUCAUAAUAUUGAACUGUUCUUUUGCUUGUAUGCCAACUAUUGGAACGAUCCUGUUCAGUGCAACUCGAAUCACUCACGCUUGAUGGGGUUCUUUGCCGCUCUGCCGCCGAUAUGGCGCGCGUUGCAGUGCAUUCGUCGUUACUACGACACCAAGAACGUCUUUCCGCACCUUGUCAACUGCGGCAAGUAUGCCAUGUCCAUCAUGGCGGCGGUCACGCUGUCUCUGUAUCGUAUCGAUGGCACCACCGCAAACUUUUCGCUGUUCGUGACGUUCUCAGUCAUCAACAGUAUCUAUUGCUCAAUCUGGGAUCUCCUCAUGGAUUUCUCUCUAUUGCAGCCAGAUGCCCGCUACCCUUUCUUGAGGGACAUCCUCGCCAUUAAGCGGCGCUGGAUGUACUAUGCCAUCAUGGUCCUCGACCCCAUCCUGCGGUUCGGAUGGAUCUUCUACGCCAUCUUCACCCACGACGCCCAGCACAGCACCAUCGUCUCGUUCCUGGUGGCCCUGUCCGAGGUCCUGCGUCGUGGCAUGUGGGCGCUGUUUCGUGUCGAGAACGAGCACUGCUCAAACGUCGCGCAGUACAAGGCCAGUCGCGACGUACCUCUUCCGUACCGGCUGCAGCAAGAGCCGCUCACCGAGCGCGUCAGCACCGAAGACGAGGGCGGCGGCGGCGCUUCGCUGCGCCAAUCUACUUCCCGAGUAGCUACUACAGGCCACGGGACCGGUGCCGCCGCGAGCAUGCGCAGUCCCGCUCCGGCAGAGGAGCCUCGCAGUGACGAGGCCCUCGAGAGUGGCGGUGGGACGCUGCGCUGGCGGAAGCCGGAGCUCAACCGGGCAAGAUCGAUUAGGAACAUCAUAGCCUCGGCUCACAGGCAGGACUUUGAGAAGAAGCGGCGCGGGCCGGACGAGUACGCGCCCACACAUGGCGAUGUCGCGCCUGACGGCGACUUUGUGAAUCCCAGCGACGACGAGGACGAUGAUGACGAGAGUGGUAGCGUCCACAACGAGCGGCUCGAAAUCCGCCGUGUCGAGGGGCUUGUAAGGGAAGACUCAAGCGAUGCUGAGUAA
Molecule: messenger RNA, 2898 nt
Organism: Microdochium trichocladiopsis
Lineage: Eukaryota; Fungi; Ascomycota; Sordariomycetes; Xylariales; Microdochiaceae
Product: EXS family-domain-containing protein
Exons: 4
Coding region: 1-2898 (965 amino acids)
Biological process (GO): cellular response to phosphate starvation; phosphate ion transport
Cellular component (GO): plasma membrane; cytoplasm; Golgi apparatus
Molecular function (GO): inositol hexakisphosphate binding
Source: RefSeq, a predicted model, not a curated record